AGCUGUAGUUUCCAUGAAGAUUUGAAUCUUUAAACUCACAACUUUAGCAGCAACCUACCGCUGCUUCAUUAUGGACAAUAUGUCUGCUUUUUAUCCGCUGUGAAUGAAAGUGUCGCUACAACGGAACUGCCGACAUGAAGUGUUUGAAAGUGGACGAAUACAUCAAGCGGACUGCCUCUGUGAAAGAGACGAAGCUUCUACUUGAAGAACUACAGGAUUAUGUGAAGAGUCUGCCAGGCCUUCAGGGUCGCACACUGUGUGACAGGAUCAUCAGAGCCUGUAACCAUCAACUUGGAGCUGGAUCCCCAAAUUUUGACCAUGUCAGUCAGUUGGUACAGCUGGUGGAGCUUUCCCUUCAGGGCUAUGAUAUUUCCGCAGCACUUGUUGCUCAGAGCAGUCCUCUCUACAUGGAAAAGAUCAUUUUCCAUAUUGCCAAGAAGCUGAGCUCCCUCGAAGCUCACAGUCUGUGUAGUCAUGUAGCUGGGUUGCUUUACAGCAGGCUCACCCCAGCCCAACAGGGUGAGGACUACUAUGUUCUUGUGCGGAGCUGCUUCUCAGUGCUCUGGAACGGACUAUCUGCUACCAAAGACAGGAAAAUCCUGAACCCCUGCGAUAGACUCCACUGCCAGAUGCAAGCUCUGAGUUUCCUCCUGUUGAUGGACACAGAAAAUGCAACCACCUCAUUCUCCAAAGCUCCUAUAUAUGCAGAGGAUGCCAUCACUGAAUUUGAGAGUAGCUGUGAAGCGGUAAACAAGGAUGAUGCUUCUUUUCUUCUCCAGGAAAUGCACACACUUUUCAGCAGAUGCUGGACAGGUGGUCAAGGCUGUGAGGGGGACGGGUCCAAGCAGUCAACUGAGAAGUCAAGUUUAUACACGCUUUCUGAAAUAGCGCUUGUUGCAGUGAAGGUGCUCUGUAGGGCCGGCCACUAUGAUCUGGCCUCCACCUUCUUGAAUGAAAUUGAGAGCAAGUUCAGAGACUGUGCUGACUGUCAGUGUACUGCUGUGGUGCUCGGCAAAUGGGCAGUCAAGGUUCAUUCUGCGAUGAAGGCUGGCGGGGAGACUGGCCAGGCUUUGACAGAGUGUGCCAGGGCCUUGAGGUCUCUUUCAGCUGACCUGGGGGACAGAGAAGCUCAUGCAGUCCUACAAGGUUGUGGACUGGUGGUGUGGGCUCUCGAAAGUGGCCACAACAAGGGAUUAAGCGGACCAGUGCUCCUGGCUUGGUUUUCUUUCCUUGAGGAGCACCAGGAACGGAUAUUAAAGAUGCAAAAGAAGAAUUCGACAUGCCAGGCUGAGGGCAGCAAACUGCAACAGGCCCUCUGCUUCAGCAUUUACCAAGGCUUCGCUUUUGCUUAUGAGAGCAUGCUCGCAUCACAGCUGGAGAACAGUGACACACUGGACAGAGUGCUGCUGUACUGCCAAGCCACGGCUGGACUGAUGAUGACUGAACUGCGUAAAUUGUCAAGUGAAAGCCUUCUCGUCAAAGCUGUGAUUGCUGUGAGCAACUUAGCGUGUGGAUUUUACAAUCGGCGUCUCUAUGACCAGGCCUUCACACUGGUUGAGAUCCUCUGCAGGGAUCUGUGCAAGAAUUGCCCCGCCUCGCUGUCAGUUGAUAGGUUGAGCCGACCCUUCAUGCUGGCCGUGCAGACGUCUCGGCGGGCUGGACAACUGGAGCGAGCGCUGGACUGGGUGAUCCUGUGGCUGAAGGCUCUGGACGACAGCAUCACCACUCAUAUGGCUGAACCAGUCUCUCUGUGGGUGAAAACAAAGACUGACGCUGCCCGUAACUCAGAAGAAGACAUCCGUCUCAGGACAUUGCGUGAUGGUUUCGGUCCUGACGUCCCAGAUGAGCAAGUAAUGCUUUGCCUUUUGGAGGAAGAGCUGCGUGCCUAUAAGGAGGUGGCAGGAGACACGGCCCAGGAGCGUUACAACACACUCUGUGAUCUGCUGGACAUCUGCCAUGAGGAGAGCUCCCACACGCAUCUACGUGCUGUCUACCUCUGUGAAAUGGCCCAAGUCGUGUGUUACCAGGAUUUCAGUGAACAGACAGACUGUGCUGCAGUUGAUUUUACCCAUGAAGCUUUGCGGCUACUUGAGGAAGAACCAGAGACUCCAGAGAACGCUGACAGGCUGAAGGAUGACAAGGCCCAUGUUUUACUUUGGCUCUACAUCUGCACUCUUGAGAAGAAUCUUCAAGAGGCCAUUGAAAGAGACAACAAACGGCGAGAGUUGCGUGAGCAAACCCGCUGUGCAGUCAAUCCCAUAGGAACCAAUGACUUUGAUUACGAAGACAAACAGAAGACACAAGACAGCAUCCAGGUCUAUGAAGGCCUGCAUUUCAGUCUGGCUGCAGAGAACAAGUUGUGCAAGCCUUUGGAAAGAGCACUGGAUGAGUGGUCUGCUCUUCUGCAGAGUCGAGGCCUGCCAUCUGUCCGAAACCCCAAACAGACCUGCAGCUCCAUCACUGUGGCUGCAGCUCUCUUCAAACUCAUGGGAAAGCCUCUAAAGGCUUUGGAAGCUUACCAACUUGCGACUGGACUCUCACGUCAUCUUGCUGAUGCCCACGGAUGUGCCAGCUCCCUCUGUCAAUCAGCCAGCCUCCUCCUGGAUCUGGGCACCCCUGACCUGGCUUUGGCCCAGUUGGAGCAGGCAGAGAAGUUUCUUACCUCUGUAACCUCCGCUGCUGAUGGACCAUCUUCUCUGUCUAUGCUGACUAUUCUGUUGAAAGCUCAGUACUGCUACAGCACAGGACAGAUGGAUCGUGGAGUGCCUUAUCUGUGUGAGGUGGUCAAAGAAGUGACCGAGCAGCGGCAGUCAAAGAGCUGGUACCUGCUGCGUGCUCGGAUGCUCCAAACCUGCAGCUCCUAUCUGAGUUUGGACACAGCUGCGCUGCCACAAACCCAGCGGAGCCAGAUCACACAGCAUGGUAUAAAUAGCCCGGACGCUGCCUUGUAUGAAAGUCUGAAGCUUCUCUGCAGCCUGCUGGUCACUUUAGUGGGGAAGGGCCUUUAUGGAUCUAACGGCAGCAGCUCAGACAUGCGCUUCAUAGACCAAGGAGAUAACUUGGUGCUGAAGUGGCAGCUGCUCUCAGAGCUGUUAAACUGCUCUGUGAAGAUGGUGGCUGUGAGGAGCAGCUGUGGUGCCAUCAAUGAUGCCAGGCUCCAGUGUCUCGAAGCUCUCAAACUGGGCAUUAAGCUGCAAGCACUCAGCCAAUGUGCUGAGCUGCUGGUGAUGAAAGCUGAGUUGGAGCUGAUGCAGGGGGAGAGAGAGGAAUGUGGAAUUGAUUUGGAUAAAGUCAGAAACCUCCUGGACCUCUGUACAGAUUUUUCUGAUCAGGUGCAGAAGGCAGAAGUGAAAAUCAAACCCAGGAAAGGUCGCCCAGCGAAAAAACCUCAGUCACCUCUUCCUGCCUUGGAGGAUGACCUUACGGGCAUCCUGAGCACUCGUUGGAUUGGCAAAGAACCUGUAGUGAAGGAUCUGGCCAGCUCACCACCUCUCAAGGCCCAGCCUCGCCGCUGGCUCUCCUCGCUGGCGCAUGAAUCAGAUUGCCACUGCCCCUGCUGCUCUGAGCCCUGUCUGGGCCGCGCCACUGCUCGCUGGGCAGCAACACAGGCUGAUCUGGUUUUCCAGCUGGAUCCCGAUGAAGCCAAAGUCAGUUUCAAACUUCAAGCAGCAACAUUAGCUCGCUGUAAGAGUGUUGUUGCCAAACUUGGGGCAAAAUUGGCUAAACUCUUCCCUCCCUGUGGCCCUGCCAAAAGCUCCAUUAAACCCUCUCUGAUGCAGGACGUGGUGGGCCGUGUGUACCUUCGCAUGGCCCUGUCUGGGCUGGAACCAAGGCUUAACAAGGUCUGCAGUAUAUGGAAAGUACUGGAAGCUGGCUUGACAUUUGUUGAUUCCACCCCCUCUCCUGUGUUAGGACCUGUGAGAGCAGGCCUCAUGGCAACCAAAGCUAUCAUGUCAUUGGUUACCUUGGCUGCAAAAAAAGGCUGCACCCCAGAGGAGCUCUUCUCAAAUGCUUGGACUUGGAAUGCACCAAAAGAGCUGAAAUCAGAACAGAAAGCAGUUCCUCCAUCAUCCUCACUGAAGAAGCCUAAAGAGUCCAUUAAAAACCCAGAUAUUCCUGACAAAACAAAGGAGGCAAAGAAGGUCAAGGUUGUCAAGCCCAGGAUUCAAGUAACAAGCUCCUCAGUCAAAGGAAAGGGCCUGGUUCCCAUGACACCGGUAAUGGUGAAAUCAAAGCCAUGUGUUGGGGACCUUGGCUCUUUUGACUUCAACACAGUGGUGCCCACUUUGGCCUGUACUCCUGUUCAAAAGGUUAGAGCCCCUGCAUCCGUGCAGAGAGCACCAAGGACUGCCCCGAAGCUACAGUUUCAUGUGUAUGAGGAGUUGUCGCCAGUUCAAGACAAAGCCCAACUUGUGCCUGCUGCCCCCAGACGCACAAAGAAAUCACGUUUCAAGGUGGAGUUUAGUGAUGAGAGUGACACAGAAGCCAACAGCCAUGCAGAGCCCAAAGAAAAGACAGAUGUUCGUAAAAAGCAAACCACCACAAGAAGAGUUGCCCAAAACCGUAAAACAGCCUCAGAACCACCUGCAGAGAAGGUCCCACCCAAGAGGCAGGUCAGGGGGAGGAAGACCACUGCAGCGCCACGUGCAACUUCCUCUGGGGAUGACGAGACUUUGGUCUGUCAGCCGGCCUCAACAAGGAGAAGAAGAACCAGGAGGGAGGUGUCCAGGGCGGAGGCAGAUUCAAUGGAGGAGCCAGACAAGAUGAGGACCAUUGAGGAGGAAACUACUGAAGUUCUGGACAUAAGCAUUGAGCAGCUCAGGACAUCAGACACUGAGAGUGAAGACAAUCCUGCUUCAAGAAAAGAUAUUGACAUAGAUUUUGAGGUGUUGCGGAGGGAUCUGUGUUGUGGUUUGGAGAGAGACGACUUGUCUGAGCUGAGGAGCAGAGGUCAUCUGAGAGAAGGUCCACAAACCCACCUCUCUCAUUCAGACACCAGGCCAGACAGUCUCUCUCUGGAGGAUGUUGAGUCAUUGCUCGGCUCAGCCUGGUUGGCCCUCCAGCACUUCCCCUCCCCCACCAUCUACCCAAUCCUCUGUGGUCUUCUGGCCCUGACCCGGGGGCAGCAGGACCCCAUGACUACAGCGAUGCUGCAUGCCCAGUCAUUGGGCAUCACAAGUCGCCAUCGCACAAUCAGGCAUUUAGCAAGCUGUUUAAAAAAGCUGAGAAAGGCGACAAGUGAGCUAGCAGACAAGAUGGAUGCACUGAGUCUCAAUGAGCUCAGUCCAAACGAGUCCAAGAACUCUACCGAACAGAGGCUGUUACAGCUGGAGAACAUCUUCUCCUUUCCUACUGCUGACUCCUCUACCUUCCCCAAGAGCCACUGUCAAGAGUUCAUCCAACAAAUUCAACACCUUCCCUCAGGGGUGACAGUGUGUGUGAUGUCUGUGCUUGGAGUAAAACCUGGGGAGAUAGGUGACAGCAUCAUACUGUCACGACUUGAGAAGGGAUCAGCCCCUGUCACUGUUCACAUCCCUACCGCUAAACAACAGCACCCCAUCAGCUGGCUGGUGCAGGAGAUAGAUAGCAUUCAGGUGGAGCAGAAGGCUGUGAGCUGUGUGUCUGAGAAAGCUAAGUGGUGGGAGGGCCGCAGGGCGCUCGACUCUCGAGUUGAGAGACUAUUGAAAGAGAUGGAGGGAUUGCUGGGAUGCUGGAGGAGCUUGGUUCUGCCCCUCUCAUUGGACCCUGGGCUCUCUAAACAGGCCCAGAACCUUUGCAAGUCCUUGUCUGCAAAGGGAGUGACAGUCAGUGAGGAAAUGUUGAAGGCUGUACUGUCUGCCUCUCCUGUGCUUUCCCAAGACGACCUUAAGAGAUUUGCUCUGGGAGUUUUUCCACAGUGGGACACAGAGUGUGACCAACUUCUCCAAACAGCUGUGUCUCGGCUCGCUGACAGAGACGAGCCCCACGGUCAUGUGGUUCUCAUUCUGGACAGGUACCUUCAGAAGCUGCCGUGGGAGAGCAUCUCCAUCCUAAAGUCUCACUCUGUCAGCCGGAUGCCGUCUCUGCACUCACUCAUUGGACUGAGCCUUCAGAAAGAGACUGACUCUCAGUCCAUCCUGAAGCAAGGUGUGGACACAAGGCAGGUGUUUUAUGUGCUGGACCCUGAUGCCAAUUUAGGAAACUCUCAAGACCGAUUUAAGGAGUGGUUCAGCAGUAAACUGGACUGGGACGGUGUGUGUGGAGUGGCUCCUGACUCGGGUCAGCUGGAAGAAGCUGUUGCUACCAAGGAUCUGUACAUUUACGUGGGUCAUGGUGCAGGUGCACGAUUCCUCGACAGCCAGGCAGUCCUGAAACGGCAGAUGAGAGUAGCCUCUCUGCUGUUUGGUUGCAGUAGCGCCGCUCUGGCAGUGCGCGGCGAUCAGGAGGGACAAGGCAUCAUCCUCAACUAUCUCAUUGCAGGCUGCCCCUUUGUUCUGGGAAACCUGUGGGAUGUUACAGAUCGGGAUAUUGAUCGCUUCACCAAAGCCUUGUUGGAGUCGUGGUUAACUGCUGGGUCUGGAGCUCCCCUCCUGGAUUAUAUGGGCCCGUCACGUCAGGCCACACACCUGAAAUACCUCAUAGGAGCCGCACCUGUGGUGUAUGGCUUACCAGUUCACCUGAAGUAGAUGGGCUGGUAAACCAAAACUCAUCUAGAACAGGAAGUAAAAAAUCUAUACAGUAUCUAAAUGUUUCAGCACUAAGCUGGAGGAUGAGUUGAACAUUUUUUAAAGUUUUUAAUUCUUGUUUUUGCAGGUUUUGAGGAUUACAGUAUUGCAUUUACUUAAUUUAAACCGCUUUCAUUUUUAAACCAAUGUAAUUAUAGUGUGAAUGAUUUUAUUAAGUGUUUCCAUGCACUUUUAAUGUGUUGAUUGAAUAACAGUAUUUGAAUAAAUGUGUUCUCACACACAA
Molecule: messenger RNA, 6948 nt
Organism: Epinephelus lanceolatus (giant grouper)
Lineage: Eukaryota; Metazoa; Chordata; Actinopteri; Perciformes; Serranidae
Gene: espl1
Product: extra spindle pole bodies like 1, separase
Biological process (GO): proteolysis; meiotic chromosome separation
Cellular component (GO): centrosome; nucleus; mitotic spindle
Molecular function (GO): protein binding; cysteine-type endopeptidase activity
Source: RefSeq, a predicted model, not a curated record